Messenger RNA from Hyla sarda, 6306 nucleotides. RefSeq names its product polypeptide N-acetylgalactosaminyltransferase 5 (gene GALNT5). The coding region runs from base 258 to 3743 and encodes 1161 amino acids. The record is from RefSeq and is a predicted model, not a curated record. The transcript is spliced from 10 exons. Lineage: Eukaryota; Metazoa; Chordata; Amphibia; Anura; Hylidae. Gene Ontology annotation, cellular component: Golgi apparatus.
CAGCCUCCCCGGUCUGAAGUGUCUCCAAUGAGCAGGAUACUGGAUGGGAUAGAAUGGAGCCAUGAGAGAACAGAUGUGCUGCCCUGAAGAUCAUCAUCCCCCCCCAGACUGGUGCCCAAGUGCCAGGAAGAGAGGAGAGAAGGAAGGACCCAAGAAAUGCCACGCAGGCAGGAAUGAGCAGGCACCAACCCAUGUGCUGGUAGAGACAGGAGACUGCUGCUGUGUGACAAGUACUACAACUCCCAGCCACUGCAAGGAUGCACAGGGUAAGGAAGUACUUCAGGGGCAGCGGGCGAGCCCUGGCAUUCAUCUUCAUCGCCUCUAUCAUCUGGCUGAUAUUUGACAUAGCAGCUCUGAGGUUUUCUUUCAAUGACAUUAAUAGCAAGUUGCAAAGAGAGGAACUUUUCCGCAGGGACAAAGUGGGCUCUGUAUCCUGGAAUCCCCCCGAACAAGGCAAAGUGUACAAUAGGGGGGUAGAGGGAGGAGAUCGCCUGGGCAAGGACACCACUAAGUUAAAAGGCAUAUUCUUCCCUCCUGUGGAUGAACUUGCUGGACCAGUUAAUGCACUUGACAAAAAGGUGAUGGGAAAGCUUAGAAAAAGGACUAUAAAGCCCAGGAUCAUUAAGAAAACCCAAGCACCAUUGGGGGCCCCGCAAGACAAAAACGUCCCCUCUGUACAGGGGGCUGAGAAGGAGAAGGUGGAAGUUGUAAAUGUUACAAGUACGCUGCUGUCAAAAGGGCAGUUUCCUAAAAAUCCCUUGCACAUAGCAGAAGACAGGCUAAUGGUCAAACUGAAUAAUACUGCGCCUGUUGUACGGGAGGGGGAUGUGCACCGUAUGGGGGAACCUGUAGGAGCAGAGGAUUUACACAAUGGAGUUGAGUCCAAGGUCCUAGGGGUCCCAAAAGAUGCUGGAGAACAUAAGGAUGCAGGAGCCCCUGGGGAUUCAGUAAAGAGAAUGGAUGAUGUGGCUCCAAAAGAUGUAGUAAAACAUAAGGAUGCUGUGGCCCCUAAACAUGCAGUAGAGCAUAAGGAUGCUGUGGCCCCCAAACAUGCAGUAGAGCAUAAGGAUGCUGUGGCCCCCAAACAUGCAGUAGAGCAUAAGGAUGUUGUAGCCCCAAAAGAUGCAGUAGAACAUAAGGAUGCUGUGGCCCCUAAACAUGCAGUAGAGCAUAAGGAUGCUGUGGCCCCCAAACAUGCAGUAGAGCCUAAUGAUGCUAUUGCCCCUAAACAGGUGGUAGAAAGUAAAGAUGGAGGAGCUCCUAAAGACAUAGUAGGGAUAUAUGAUGGCGUUGGGCCCAAGGGUGUUGUGGUCCCUAAGAAUGAAACUGAACCAAAAGAUACAGUGGAGUUGAAGGAUGCAGGGGUCCCUAAAGAUGCUGCUCUGCCUAAGGAUCUGUCUAAAGAUGCAGUCAAGCCCCAGGACUCUGUGCCCCUUAAAGAGGAACACAAGGAUACAAGAGCUUUAAAUAAUGGAGAAUCAAAGGAUGAAGGAGCAUCUAAAGAUGGAGCUGAGCACAAGGAGGAUGUGGUCCCGAAGGAGAAACCUGAAGCCAAAGAUGUAGCGGCCCCUAAAGAUGGAGUUGAUAAUAAGGAUACAAAGGAAUCUAAAACUGAAGUGGAGCCCAAUGCUGCAAGGGCUUCUAACAUUGUUGUGUUGGACAAGGAUGCCUUAAAACCCAAAGACGUACAGGUACCUAAGGACGUAGCAGACAGUGGUCCACACCAGGUCAAUAUCAAGGCUGGAAGUCUUCAAGAGAACGCUAACAAACUAAAAGGUUCUGACCAACAUUCAGAAGGAAAAGUUAUAUUUAUCAAUAAAGUAAAUGAAAACAAUGACCAGAUGGAUAAACUUCCUGUUUUCAAUGUGUCCGCUGACAGUGUAAAUAAAGUUAAUAAUUUAUCCGUAAGUGACGCCAAGGAACACGGAUUACCAAAUGUAACAGUUAAAAAAGUGAACCCUGUGGUGUCUAACAUUACUUAUGGCAAUGCAACUGGGAAAAUGUCCAACCUGCUGCUUAAUUUCAAAGAAGGCUUUUUAGGAAAACUGGAGAAGAAGGGAAAGAAAAGUUUGGUGAAUGUAAAUGAGAAUAUCACAAGUAAAGUGUCAAACACAAGCGUCAACCAUCCAGCUAAAAUCCAUGGUGAAAGGGAAGUCAUCAAGGUGAAGCCUCCUGGGAAGCACAAAGUUCUGACUAUUGACUCAACUAUGAGUCCAAGAAACCCCCGAGCCCCAGGCCAGUAUGGGAGGCCUAUGCCAGUCCCUAAAGAUAAGGAGCAAGAAGCAAGUAGAAGAUGGAAAGAAGGAAACUUUAAUGUUUAUCUAAGUGACAUUAUUCCUCUUGACAGAGCAAUCGAGGACACCAGACCUAAAGGGUGCUCAGAUCAGAUGGUCCACGACGAUCUUCCCAACACCAGUAUUAUCAUGUGUUUUGUGGACGAGGUGUGGUCUACCCUCCUGCGCUCAGUCUUCAGUGUCCUGAACCGAUCUCCACCUCAUCUCAUCAAAGAGAUUAUUCUCGUAGACGACUUCAGCACAAAAGCCUACCUCAAAGACAAGUUAGAUGUUCACAUGAAGAAGUUCCCCAAGGUCAAGAUACUUCAUCUAAAGGAAAGGCAUGGGUUAAUCCGGGCCAGACUUGCAGGUGCAAGUAUAGCAAAAGGCGAUGUGUUGACGUUCUUAGACUCACACGUUGAGUGCAAUGUUGGAUGGCUGGAACCUCUCCUGGAACAAGUGCGAGUAAAUAAAAAGAAGGUAGCUUGCCCAGUCAUUGAAGUCAUUAAUGAUAAGGACAUGAGCUAUAUGACUGUGGACAACUUCCAGAGAGGUAUUUUCACGUGGCCAAUGAACUUUGGCUGGAAGCCCAUCCCUAAAGAAGUUCUCCAGGAAAAUAACAUAACAGACAUGGAUCCUAUAAGAUGCCCAGUUAUGGCUGGAGGACUGUUUUCCAUUGAUAGGAAAUAUUUCUAUGAACUUGGUACAUAUGAUCCUGGCCUGGAUGUUUGGGGCGGAGAAAAUAUGGAAAUAUCAUUUAAGGUUUGGAUGUGUGGAGGAGAAAUUGAGAUCAUCCCUUGCUCCAGAGUUGGCCACAUCUUUAGGAAUGACAACCCGUACUCCUUCCCUAAGGAUCGGGUUAAAACCGUAGAGAGGAACCUGGCUCGUGUUGCAGAAGUCUGGCUGGAUGACUAUAAGGAGCUUUUCUAUGGUCAUGGUUAUCACCUUCUACAGGAACUUACAAACAUUGGCGACCUGACCGAGCAGAAGGAGCUGAGGAAGAGAUUAAAGUGCAAGAGUUUUAAAUGGUACAUGGACAAUGUCUAUCCGGAUCUGGAUGCCCCUCUGGCCAGAGCUAGCGGAGUGGUAAUAAACACAGCGUUGGGAAAAUGCUUAUCGUUACAAAACUCUACUGUAUUCCUGGAGGCAUGUGAUCCCAGUAAGCAGAACCAGCAGUUCAAUUUCACCUGGUUAAGAUUAAUAAAACAGAAGGAUCUUUGCAUUUCACCCGGCGAAGCGAAAAACCAAGUGUCUGUAACGCCCUGCGACAAUCUGAACAGCAGCCUGCGCUGGUUACACAGGUCCCUGACAGCGUUCCAGCCCGUGCUGUCCGACCAUCUAGUACUAGAAAACAUGAAGAAUCCGACAUGUCUGGAGGUAGAAGCUUCUCAAGAGAAAGUACAAAUCAAUGGAUGCAGCCCUACAAACAGUCUUCAGAAGUGGAGGUUUGAGACGUACUUUGCUCCAUGAAGGUGACACUGGUUCUGGAGAAUCUUCUUACAUCAUCGUAACACUGCGGAGCGGACGGACAAUAGUGUUACAUAGAACUUGUUUUUAUUGGGAUUUUUUAUUUAAAAGAGUCGGAACUACGAUUGGACUGUAAACAGGAUUGUGGAAAGACUUCCCUAAAAAUUGGAAUAGUUACUGGAAAAAAAAAACACAAGGGGUUAAUGAGGAUUCUGGGGCUGAUUCUGAUGUUGUUAAGCUACAGGGGAUGUUGUUGUUACAAGGGGGAUUUUAUUUUUAGGUGAUUAUAAUGAAGUUUAAGAUUAUUUAUUUAUCUGUGAUUCUUUUUUUCCUUUCUUUCUUGCUUUAUUUUUUUUUUGUGUAACAGAAAUUUAUGACACGUUCUGCAGGGACUCCAGCAGCUUAAACUGCUUAGACUCAUAGGUCGGUUGGGGUCAGUUUACAUUAUGUGCAGUUUUGAUGCGUUUUCUUAUUCAAUGUGCAUUUUAUUUAGAGAAAUAUUGCCAUGAAAGAGAUUUCUGAGGUGUUUUCUGAAGAUUUGAUGUCUUUGAGUUAUGUUCACAUAACCUUUUUUACUGCUUUUUAUAAUGUUUCUACCACGUUUUGGCUGUGAUUUUCCAUAAAUGCAGUGUAUGUCAAUUGUGCAAUUGCAGUGAAAUAGUGCCCUUCUUCUAAGAUUUCAGAAAAAAGACAGCAAAAACGCAGGAAAAUAUGUAAACAGGGGAGGUUUAUAGCUACUUUAUAUCCUGAUCCCAUUGAAAUGGCAGCAGUAUACAAAUAGAGCUGGAGGAGAGGGGUCUGUGAACAGCCAGAAGAGAUGUGAUUGGUGAUGAUGUCAUCCUGUAGUUCACAGGAGGUCCGCUGACCCCGGACUGACCAUUUCCUCUGACACAUUAAAGGGGUACUCUGCUGAAAAAGAUCUUAUCCCCUAUCCAAAGGACAGGGAAUAAGAUGUCUGAUCACGGGGGUCCCACCACUGGGGACCCCCGUGAUCUCCGGGCCGGCAGUGGCGGCAUUCAGAACACAGAAGCUUGGAGAUUCCGUGUUCAUGACAUCACACCACGCCCCCUCCAUUAUUCAUGUCUAUAGCAGGGCUCCUCCCAUAGACAUAAAUUAAGGGGGAGUGGCGGCUAUGGUUUGCUCUUUGUGCCGCAUGACUGGGGUGCCACAGAGGAGAUUCCUAUGGAUAGCGGAUACGAUGUUUUCCAGUGGGGUACCCCUUUAAACGCUGAUUUUUUUCAGGUCAGGCUGGUGAUCACACAACCCAGUUACAAUAAUGAAAUGUAUGGAUGCAGCUGUGCAGGAAUGAAACAGAUGGCGCUGUAUGACUAGUGAUGGUGACUGUGCAGGAUAUGGGGGAAAAAAUAUACUGCAGUGCUUCUUUAAUGUAGCUCCUGGAAAGUGCUGAUACUCAUUGGGUGCAAUAUUGUAAAACUACAAUGGCGGCUGUCCUGGCAUGCUCGUAGUUGUAAUUUUGCAACAUCUGGAGGUCCAUAGUUUAGAGACCACUACUAUAGGUUCUGUAGUUGUACAUCAAUUACAGUACGUAAGGUAACAGCGCCAUCUGCUGGUCAUAUACACAUACAGGCUUUUGAUUUCUUGUAAGAGAGAAAACAUCUUGUCACUAGUUCACUAGUGCACAUUAUCCCUGCAACUAUCUAUAGAGUUCAUCUAUGAUCUACAUUCCAAACAAAUUUUUAUUGGGUUUUUAGCAAUUUUUUACAACUGUUUUUGAAACUAUAAUAUGAGGUUAUGAUAUCUUUCUCUUUCACGCCAUAUAGGAAUAGGCUUAAUUCUGUCAAUGUAAAAAAAAAAAAUGUCAUUCAGUACCAAUGCAGUUGGAGACCCUGGAUCUAGAACAGUGUUUUCAACCCAAUGUGCUUCCAGCUGUUGCAAAACUACAACUCUCAGCAUGCCCGCUCAGCCUUUGAAGUGUAUCUAUGGACUUCUGAGCUGUUUUUAAGGCUAAGUAAUUUCAAAGUUACUGCAACAUGUAUGGUUAUGGGUAACUUUAUAGGACCCGGUGGUAGCUAACAACUUGAACAAAAAUACAUUGCACUGGGGAGUUCUUUAUACUUUUUAAAAUUAAUGUCCAGAAAUGAUCCAUUUUUGGAGGCAGAUGCCUGCCAGUGUUUAUAUUCAUACAGACAUAUCAGAAGAAGCAAUGACUUUUUCAAAUUGGGCAAAAAGUUACCCCUUUUUGAAUGUAGCAACAGGUUCCGUGCCUGGAAAGUGAAGAAGCAAUGGCUUUUUACAAGCUGUGAAAAAUUAUUCCCAUUUUGGGGUGUAGCAAAGGGAUAGGCUUCCUAGAACACAAGACCCUCUAUGCACAACUUAUUCUCAAUAAGUGUAAAACAAAACAAAAACUCUUAUUUUACGUCCAAUGAAAACCGGUUUUGCAUAUGCAGAACAGACGUAGAACACUCUCUGCGGCUUUACUACAAUUAUUUACAUGUGGCUCCUAUUCCUAUCUGUAUUGUUCACUGCUCACUGUCCCUCACAGAGAUCUUCACCUAACCCCUUCUAUCUCUAAAAUGGUGGCUGAAGCUAUGUACAUAGGCUUUUA